Messenger RNA from Labrus bergylta (ballan wrasse), 703 nucleotides. NCBI's taxonomy places the organism in Eukaryota, Metazoa, Chordata, Actinopteri, Labriformes, Labridae. The record is from RefSeq and is a predicted model, not a curated record.
CAGCUGGAGCCCAGGAUGAGCUCGUCAGUCCCCGACAUCAGGAACAUGAGGCAGGAGGACGCUCACAUGUCCUCCAGGACGCAGCUCCAACCGUACAACUCUCCAAGCUACAGCAGCCCGUCUUCACCUGUCAUCAAGCCCGCCAGGAGCCCGGGAGGAGGCGGAGGGGGGGGGAGUGGCCUGAGGAGGGAGGGGGUAGAGGAGGGGGGAGUGGCCUGAGGAGGGAGGGGGUAGAGACUGCACAGACUGGGCUUCCUCUCAGGAGUCAUUUGUCUCUGAGGAGGAGAGGAGUGAGUCUACCUGCAGAGCGUCCCGGGACAUGGAGCCUGAGGAGCUGGGCCUGCCCGAGAUGAUGACCGUCUACAGCCCGGACCCUCCGUCAGCGGGGGUCUCAAAGGACAACUCACAGAACGAAGAUCUGAACGCCGCCGACAUCCAACAAGUCGAGGGGGGCAGUGAGACCCCCAGUGUGUCGGAGAACAGUGGGGAUCUGUCUCGCUCUUUCCUGCUCACCAUCAACCUUAAGGAAGGACGAAACCUGGUGAUCAGAGACCGCUGUGGAACCAGCGACCCGUAUGUGAAGUUCAAACUGGAGGGAAAAACCUUCUACAAGAGCAAAGUGGUUUAUAAAGACCUGAACCCCAUAUGGAACGAGACCUUCUCCUUACCUGUGAAGGACCUGAGCCAGAAACUUUAUGUCAAG